GGCGGAAGUUAUGAAUGCGAUAUACGUUUUUCCGUGAGCCGGAAAAGGCUUGUGUUUCAAAACGACUGCAAACGGCCUUAUUUAGCUCUGCCCUGUCUCUGUAUACUUGGUCUAGAGGGAGAAAAAAGUUGUACCCAAGCCUUCCCUGGGUCCCUUACUUUCAGGUGUCGCGGCGGUAGGGUGGCAAGGUGGGGAGUGGUGGGGAAGCCUUUGGUCAACGAAAUAGGAAAACUUCGCUCCUUGGGGCCUAGGACGCUGCUGGAACCUCUUUCUAUUUGAAGUAUCACUGAUCAGAGUUAUUCUGAUCUGAAGAAUUUGGUGUUUUAAAUCAUCAAGAUAAUUGCCUAAAUUGUUCAUGGAGUUUUUCAUCAGUAUGUCUGAAACCAUUAAAUAUAAUGAUGAUGAUCAUAAAACUCUAUUUCUGAAAACAUUAAAUGAACAACGUCUGGAAGGGGAAUUUUGUGAUAUUGCUAUUGUGGUGGAAGACGUGAAGUUCAGGGCACAUAGAUGUGUGCUUGCUGCAUGUAGUACCUACUUCAAAAAGCUUUUCAAGAAGCUGGAGGUAGAUAGUUCAUCUGUAAUAGAGAUAGAUUUCCUUCGCUCUGACAUAUUUGAGGAAGUUUUGAAUUACAUGUAUACUGCAAAGAUUUCUGUAAAAAAAGAAGACGUCAACUUGAUGAUGUCAUCGGGUCAGAUUCUUGGCAUCCGGUUUUUGGAUAAACUCUGUUCUCAGAAGCGAGAUGUAUCUAGCCCUGAAGAGAACAACACUCAGGCAAAAAACAAGUAUUGCUUGAAAAUAAACCGCCCCAUUGGAGAUUCCACUGACAAUCAGGAUGAUGAAGUAGAAGAAAUCGGAGAUCAAGAUGAUAGUCCUUCUGAUGACACAGUGGAAGGAACUCCCCCAAGUCAGGAGGAUGGUAAGUCACCCACUACCACACUUAGGGUUCAAGAAGCAAUCCUGAAGGAGCUGGGGAGUGAAGAAGUUCGAAAAGUAAAUUGCUAUGGCCAGGAAGUAGACUCUAUGGACACCUCAGAAUCAAAAGAUUUGGGAUCCCAGACUCCUCAGGGUUUAACAUUUAAUGAUGGCAUAAGUGAAGUGAAAGACGAACAGACCCCUGGCUGGACAACAGCCACUAGUGACAUGAAAUUUGAAUACUUACUCUAUGGUCACCGGGAACAGAUUGCAUGUCAAGCAUGUGGAAAGACAUUUUCAGAUGAAGCCCGUUUGAGAAAGCAUGAAAAACUCCAUACAGCAGACAGACCAUUUGUUUGUGAAAUGUGUACCAAAGGGUUCACCACACAGGCCCACCUGAAAGAACACCUGAAAAUCCACACUGGAUAUAAGCCUUACAGCUGUGAAGUGUGUGGGAAAUCAUUUAUCCGUGCCCCGGACUUAAAAAAGCAUGAGAGAGUUCAUAGUAAUGAGAGACCUUUUGCGUGUCAUAUGUGUGACAAAGCAUUUAAACACAAGUCCCAUCUGAAAGAUCAUGAAAGAAGACACAGAGGGGAGAAGCCUUUUGUUUGUAGCUCCUGUACAAAGGCAUUUGCCAAGGCAUCUGACCUCAAACGUCAUGAGAACAAUAUGCACAGUGAGAGGAAACAGGUCCCCACCAGUGCCAUCCAGAGUGAGACUGAACAGUUGCAGGCAGCUGCUAUGGCGGCAGAGGCAGAGCAACAGCUUGAGACCAUAGCUUGUAGUUAAGUGCAAUCAGAGAUCAAAGGAAAGCAGAACUUUAUACCCAAGAGGCAGUUACUGCAUAAACUUUGAGAUUGAAUUGGUCAAAAAUGAAAUUGUUAAGACUGGUCACUGUAUUUUUGUGUAAACUUGUGAAGAGUUGUCAUUGAACUGAAGACGGUGCUUGGUUAGAUGCUUUAAAAACUUUUCGAGGAAAUACUUCCUCAGAAUUCUGACCAAAUGGUUUUACUGUCGCACGUAGCAAAUCGUAGUAUUAUUGCCAGUUUGCUGUUCAUUUUUAAAAUGGUUUUAAUUUGAGAACUCUUGUAUAAGUCAUAGAAGUAAAAAAAAAAAAGCCUUCCUUUUUAAUUCUUGUAUUCCUAUUGCACUUGGAGUGUAUUAUACAGAAUGAAUAAUUGGGUAAAUUGAUUUCUUAAUCACUUUUUGUGACUGCUGUUCAAAGCAAAUUUUUAUUCCUUAGAAAAACAACAAUGGGAACAUUUAUUAAGCACCUUCCCUAUUCAGAGCCCCAUACUAGCUGUUGGUCAGAGAUAUACAGUUUACAUAAGACAUGGUUCCUAAGUCCAAAACCUUCAGAAGCAGAAAAUUCUUGAUGAAUGACUGACCAUCAGCUGAGCAAUUGAAACAUAUCAGUAGAAGUCAUGAAUGUACAAAUAGAUACUAACAUUUGGUUUAUCCAUUUUGUAAGGUUUUUCCCCUGUAUUCAGUGAAAUCCAGAUGUUGAUUGCCUUGUGGCAAGGGUUCUUAAUCACUUUGUUGUUCCUCCCCCACUUAACGUGAUUUUCCUCCCUUCCUUAUGUACGUUGAAUUAGAUUGUACAGCAGGCUGUGCAGUCCACUUGGUUUAUUGGUAUGGACAGAGAGUAAGCACUUGUCAUCUUGCGACCAAGUUCUCAUAGCCCUCCUAUUUGGAGGUGGCUUUUGCUGUGUGAAGCUUUCUUUCUUUGAAAAGUCCUUUUUGAAGUAGGGGAAUGUUAUGAUGGAUGAUGCCAACUGGAGAUAGCGGUGCAACCCUUGGAGACAAAUUUUUUUGUGCAUGUACUUACUUAAUUGCCUACCAACUUUUCAUCAGAUUCAAUAAUUGCAAUUGAUUUCAAAACUGGAUUUUUAAAUAAAUUCAAGAACAAGACUUUAAUAUAAAGUUGAUAAUAUUGAAAGGAGUGUUAACUAAAUAAUACUUCUUCAUAUACAUUUGUAUAGCUCAUCAGAAUUACAUAAAUCUGUUGAACUAUUUGUAGGACAUGAUUCACCCACUCAAGAAGCCACAAAAUUGCAGCAUAUGUAAAUUAAUUAUAAAGGUCUUUUUAUUUUAAGUGUGUAAAUAGUAUAGAAUUUUCAGCGUUGCAUAUUUCAAGUAAAUAUGGACAGAGCUGCACUUUUUUUUGCACAUUUGAUUAGAAUACCUUUUAAGUCUGCAACAAACAUUUAUGACCAACGUAAAAGCUGCCAGACUAAGUGUUUCUAUGUUUGCUUCAUCAUUGCUUGCAUUUCUACUUCGAAAUUAAGAAUGCCUUUUUGUAGCUGUUAAACAGAUUCUGAUGAUGAACUUUGUUUCACUUUCAGUGUAUUUGAUUCAUUUGACUACUUUCUUUAAAAAUUCUUUAAAAUUCCAGCAAUAUCUUGGAAUAUCUUCUAUAAUAAAACAUUAAGGAUUUUAGACUAUUUAAAAAUUUAGGAAAUUACCAUAAUUUUUAUGCCUAAUUUUGUGUUGCUGUUUUUGAAAAACAAAUUUCAAAUAAUUUCCUUUCUUAAUUUAUAAUAGCACCAGUCAUGGGAUAGAUUAAAAACCCAAAUUCGGUUCAUAAAACUUAGUUGAGUGUUAUGGAGGGAAAUAGUUUAUGUAUUUAUUGGCAAAGCAUUUUAUUUUGUUUUUAAAGUAGUUGAAUUUAUUUACACAAUAAAGCAGACCUACCAUAUUUUCUAAAUUUUCUUCUAAUAAUAAAAACUAACAUUUAUAUGGCACUUUAAGGUUUGCAAAGCACUUUAUAUACAUUAUCUCAUUUGAGCCUCACAACCACCCUGUGAGGUAGGUGCUAUUAUCCCCACUUUAUAGAUAUGGAGACAGGCUAAGAGAGGUCAUAGAACUAGAGGUCAUAGAUACAGAACUGGGAAAAUACUGGAGCCUACUCAGUCCAGUCCUUCAUUUUACAAAUGAGGAAACAGACCUGCCUAGAUAUUAAGUAAUUUGCCCAGGAUAACACACUGCCUGAGGCAGCAUUUGAACACUUCUUUUUGACUAGGUCUGAUGCUGUGUCCAUGACAUGGUGCUGCUGUUCUCAUGGUCUAUAUGAAUCGGUUGUAGUUGGGCAGCCAAACUAGUCUAAGAUCUUUUUCACCAAAGCAAGGUAAAAAUAACUUCUCAGCUAUAACUUUUAUAUGAAGCUAUUUGAGGACAUUCUUUUCCUGUAUUUAGACAAAAGAUGUUUUGUUGUUUCAGUUUUUCAGAAACAUAGUUUUGAGUCCUAUUACCAUUUUGAUAUAUUUUGCCUCUCCACAUAUUCUAGGAAGAAAAUACAUUUUUUUUUUCCUACACACUAUAUUCACACUGCUCCCUCUGGUUUUAUGACAGAAUUUGGGCUGGCUAAAGAAAAUGAAUUAAGUAACAAAUGGAACACCAGAUUUGAAGUCAGAAGACCUACAUACAAAUACCACCUUUCCCCCUAGCUGUACUCCCCUACACUAGACAUUUAAUGUUUCUGAACCUGUUUCCUAAAUUUUAAAAUAAGAAUCAUAUCUUCUCUGUCUAGCUUACAGGGUUGUGUGAAAAAUCAGUGAAAUGUAUGUGUAAGUAUUUCUAUAAAGUUUUAUAUAUUGAAAGAACAGUUAUUGCUUGGGCACUCUCGGUGAGGGAGAUUGGAAUAGCGGAAACAAGAAGAGCUAGUCAGUUUGAGCUCCUCCUUCCCCAAGUAACCUGUCUCUUAGUUCUAAAUCAGGCUAUGGGAUUGUUAUAUUGUGUCAAUGCACAGACCUGAGUUUAUGUCCGUUGGAGUUACACAACUGUCUCAUUCUGCUGUCCCUGAAACUUGGGAUUUGGGGCUGGAGGUAAUCUCAGAGAUCUAACCCUCUUCAUUUUUGUAGAAGAGGAAACAAAAAUGACAUGCCCAGAGUCACGUCAUAGUUGAAUAGGAUUUGAAUCCAGGUUGCUUAAGCUUCCAGCCGAAACUGGACAUUCUAAAUGUAGGCAUUACCUCUAUUGCUUUAAAAUCAUGUCUCCUCUGUCCUUUUUAUGCAAACAUGAUGUUUUGCCUCAUUGUUUAGCAUCAUUCUUCUAGAACUUGAGGAAUUUCUGGGCAAAAGAAUUUUAGGAGGUCUAGAUCCUUUGGUUCUUCUUAGAUGUGUGGCCUCGGGCACAUGGUUUACUACUCUCAUGGUCUUAGUUACCUCAUCUGUGUACUGAAGACUUGAGUUUCUGUGUUUUUAUAAGUUCAAGAUCUCUCUGCAGCUACUGAUUAAUUUUGUCCCUUUCUACUCAAGUGGUAAGACUAUCUGACAAUAUUAGUAAAGGUUUCUGAGGUUGAUAGCCAGCUGAUGCUUAAAUAAAUUUCCCCUCAAUUUGUUUUAAAGUUAAAAUAUUAGAGGAAAGGGUAGGGCAUGGGGAUGAAUUUAAUUAGAUUUGGAGCUGGGAUGUUUAGACAUUUAGCCCAACUCAUUUAUCUUACAUAUAGAGAAAGCCUGCAAGAGUCCCAGACUUGUGUUCAAUCCAGUGGAAAGAACAACAAAUCUAGCAGAGGACCUGGGUUCACAUCCCAACUCUGUCGAUAAUUACUACAUAUAUAACUUUGGGCAAGUCAGCCUCACAGGCCCUCAGUUUUCUGUUAAAAUACUGAGUUUGGAUUGGAUAGUCUUAGAGAUUCCUUCCAGCUCCAGAUUUAGGGUACUAAGCAGUAGUUUGAGCCCAAAUCUGACUCAAUUCAGUGCUUUUUUCUACAUCACCAUACUGCCUUUUAAUUGUGCAAAUUCAGGCAGCUCCUGGUUUAUAAAUGUAUUACUGUAUAUCCAUGUGUAAGCCAAUUUGAAUCGUUGAAUAAAAAAUUUCCAUAGAAAUGGUUAGUGCACAAAAGUCUUAUUUAUAAUCUAGCUGAUUCAGUAUUAAGAAUGAUAAUAAGGGGCGGCUAGGUGGCACAGUGGAUAGAGCGCCGGCCCUGGAGUCAGGAAUACCUGAGUUCAAAUCCGGCCUCAGACACUUAACACUUACUAGCGGUGUGACCCUGGGCAAGUCACUUAACCCCAAUUGCCUCACUAAAAACAAACAAACAAAAAAAGAAUGAUAAUAAAACCAAGUUUUGGAUCCUGGAAGUAAAGGUCAACAGCAAAAUUUUGAUGACAAAAUUUGUCUAGAACAUUCUUACCUUAUGACCUCUGUAAGCUAGUAUUAAUCUCAUGCUACCCUAAACUUUGGACAGUAAGUAGUUACCACAUUCUGCCUUGCCCUCCAAAUGCUCUGUGGUGAAAAAUUUUUUUAAUUAAUUUUUUGGGGUAACAUUUUAAGUUCCAAACUGUCUCCUUCCCUUCUUAUCCACCCUGUACCAGAGAAGACCACUAUUUGAUGCAGAUAGAUAAAUAGAUGGAAAGCCAUACUAUACAUAGAUUUCUCAGUCCUUUCUCUGGAGGUGGAUAGCAUCUUUGAUAGGUCCUUUAUAGUUGAUUUAUCGAGUAUUUCUAGUGCACAGAAUAACUUGGUUCUUCACAAUUAUUCUUUGAACCAUAUUGCUGUUAUUGUAUACAAUGUUAUUUUGGUUCUGCUCACUUCAUUUUUCAUUAUUUCAUGCAAGUCUUUACAUAUUUUUCCAAAAUCAAACAUGUCAUGUUUUACAGCACGGUAGUAUUCCAUCACAAUCAUAUACCAUAACCUGUUUAGCCAAUUCCUCAAUUGAUGGACAUCCCCUCAAUUUCUGGUUCUUUACCAUCACUGUGGUAUAACAUUAUUUGCCCUCUUCCCUGAAACAGUACCCAUUAGUUGGAGCUCAUCUCUGUUGAGUAUUAGGAGGAAAGCAGGCUAACCUGAUUAGGUCAGUUAACACCAGUGUAUAAAUGGCUGAUUUCCUUCACCUUCCUAAAGGUGUGUAUGUGUGUGUGUGUGUGUAUCUGUGUAUGUAUGUAUGUAUGUAUGUAUAUGUGUAUGUAUUAGACGAUUAGAGGAAAUAAAAUGUCAUAUCAGACUGUUUAGGGGAAACUUGGGAUGGGAAUAAUUUGGUUCUUUCUAAAAAUCUUCCCCCUGAGAUGUUUCCUCUAAAAUUCCUGCCUUUUAUGGCAUUCUCUGGUUAUGAGCCCAUUAAAAAACACAAAAACGUUUAUUUACAAUUCAUAAAGUGCUUUGUAGAUAUUGUCUUGUUUGAUCCUCUCCAUAAACCUAUGGGGUAAAUACUGAAGCUAUAAUAAUUAUCCCUGUUUUACAGUUGAGGAUACAGACUUUUUAGAAAGGUUGUCACAACUAGUAACAAUUUUUUCUGGAUUCCAGUCCAACAUUUCUUCCACUACACUGUAGCCUGUGGUGAUGGCUUAUACUGUAGAGGAAAGGAAGCUUGUUUAUAUGUAUAGGUUGUUUAUGAGUCCAGUGUUGGUCACAAUAAUAACAUACAAUAUUAAAUUUGUCCUUGGAAUAUGAAUAACUUCUAAAAAUAGUUGGUAUGAAUGUCUCUAUCAGAUUA
Molecule: messenger RNA, 7343 nt
Organism: Dromiciops gliroides (monito del monte)
Lineage: Eukaryota; Metazoa; Chordata; Mammalia; Microbiotheria; Microbiotheriidae
Gene: ZBTB14
Product: zinc finger and BTB domain containing 14
Exons: 3
Coding region: 356-1702 (448 amino acids)
Biological process (GO): regulation of transcription by RNA polymerase II
Cellular component (GO): nucleus
Molecular function (GO): protein binding; DNA-binding transcription factor activity, RNA polymerase II-specific; RNA polymerase II cis-regulatory region sequence-specific DNA binding
Source: RefSeq, a predicted model, not a curated record